AUGAAGCUGUUGUGGGUUGUUCUGCUGGUGGUCGGCACCGUGUUUGCUUGUUUUGCCGAUGAGGAGGAGAAUGUGGGGACUGUGAUUGGAAUCGACUUAGGAACCACCUAUUCCUGCGUUGGAGUGUUCAAGAAUGGCCGUGUGGAGAUCAUCGCCAAUGACCAGGGUAACCGCAUCACCCCCUCAUUUGUGGCCUUCACCAGUGAGGGUGAGCGUCUGAUUGGUGAUGCUGCCAAGAAUCAGCUGACCUCUAACCCUGAGAACACGGUCUUUGAUGCCAAAAGACUGAUUGGUCGCACUUGGGGCGACUCCUCUGUGCAGCAGGACAUCAAGUACCUGCCCUUCAAGGUCACUGAGAAGAAGAGCAAGCCCCAUAUCCAGGUUGACAUCGGUGGCGGCCAGAUGAAGACAUUUGCUCCCGAGGAGAUCUCUGCCAUGGUGCUGACCAAGAUGAAGGAGACUGCUGAGGCUUACCUGGGCAAGAAGGUCACACAUGCUGUGGUCACUGUCCCUGCCUACUUCAAUGAUGCCCAGCGCCAGGCCACCAAGGAUGCUGGAACCAUCGCUGGUCUGAAUGUUAUGAGAAUCAUCAAUGAGCCAACUGCUGCUGCCAUUGCUUAUGGCCUGGACAAGAGGGGUCACGAGAAGAAAGUUCUAGUGUUCGAUCUGGGUGGUGGCACCUUUGACGUCUCCCUUCUGGCCAUUGACUAUGGUGUGUUUGAAGUGAUGGCCACCAACGGUGACACUCAUCUGGGAGGUGAGGACUUUGACCAGCGUGUCAUGGAGCACUUCAUCAAGCUGUACAAGAAGAAGACUGGCAAAGAUGUGCGCAAAGACAACCGUGCUGUGCAGAAGCUGCGUCGUGAGGUUGAGAAGGCAAAGAGGGCACUGUCUGCCCAGCACCAGGCCCGUAUUGAGAUCGAGUCCUUCUUUGAGGGAGAAGACUUCUCUGAGACCCUGACCCGUGCCAAGUUUGAAGAGCUGAACAUGGACCUUUUCCGUUCCACCAUGAAGCCUGUGCAGAAAGUGCUGGAAGACGCUGACAUGAAAAAGUCUGACAUUGAUGAGAUUGUCCUGGUUGGAGGCUCCACCCGUAUCCCCAAAAUCCAGCAGCUGGUGAAGGAGUUCUUCAAUGGCAAGGAGCCCUCCAGAGGCAUCAACCCUGAUGAGGCUGUGGCUUAUGGAGCUGCUGUGCAGGCUGGAGUGCUCUCUGGAGAGGAGGAUACUGGUGAUGUGGUUCUUCUGGAUGUGUGCCCCCUGACUCUUGGUAUUGAGACCGUUGGAGGAGUGAUGACCAAACUGAUCCCCAGGAACACUGUGGUGCCCACCAAGAAGUCCCAGAUCUUUUCUACAGCUUCUGAUAACCAGCCUACUGUCACCAUUAAGGUCUAUGAAGGUGAGCGUCCUUUGACGAAAGACAACCACCUUCUGGGCACCUUCGACCUGACUGGCAUCCCCCCUGCCCCUCGUGGUGUACCACAGAUUGAAGUCACCUUUGAGAUUGAUGUCAACAGUAUUCUGCGUGUCACUGCUGAGGACAAGGGCACCGGCAACAAGAACAAAAUCACGAUCACCAAUGACCAGAACCGCCUAACACCCGAGGAUAUCGAGCGCAUGGUGAAUGACGCUGAGCGCUUUGCUGAUGAAGACAAGAAGCUGAAGGAGAGGAUCGAUGCCCGCAACGAGUUGGAGAGCUACGCCUACUCUCUGAAGAACCAGAUCGGCGACAAGGAGAAGCUUGGUGGCAAACUGUCAGAUGACGAUAAGGAGGCCGUUGAGAAGGCAGUGGAGGAGAAGAUCGAGUGGAUGGAGUCGCACCAAGAUGCUGACCUGGAAGAGUUCCAGGCCAAGAAGAAGGAGCUGGAGGAGGUGGUCCAACCCAUCAUCAGCAAGCUUUACGGCAGUGCAGGCGGACCUCCACCUGAGGGCGCUGAGAGUGAGCAAGAUGGGAGGGAUGAGUUGUAGGCAGGUUUGAAGUCUUCUGCUGUUCCUUGCCUUUCUGGUUGUGGCAUCUGUACGUACUGAACUGAUGGGACUCAAAUAGUGAGAGGAAAGGCAGGGAAACUUCUGCAAGAAUUAAAAAUAAGUUUCAGUGUAUAGGAAGUGUUCUCUUCGCUGGAAGGCGGAGAUAUUCGUCAGCCCGGAUAUGAGGCUUGUUGCUGCUGUUCUCAGGCAGUCCUAAUGGGCUUUAGUAAUGGGAAGGGAAGUAGUGGGGUGGAUGAUCGGGUGAGCAGCAGGUAUUACUAAGCAAUGUGGUAAAAAGGCAAGUUGGCCUGUCAUAACAGGUGCAGCAAGGAGAGUUGAGAUAUAAAUCAAGCAACCUAAGUGUGUGCAUGUCCAUUCAGGCCUGAGAAGAGGUGUUUCAGCCAAAACAACUGAAAACUCCUUCAGGUGUGUGAUGUUGUGUACAGGGCCUAAAACUGUAAAGAAAGAUGCUUGGACUAUAUAUUUUUUCUGUUUGUAAAACAUGAAUACUGAGAUUUGUCACAUGAUCUCCUGGAACAUCAUCAGGAAUUGUGAUCAGCUAACAUCUCCUAACGCAUUCAACCCAAGUUAACUCUGAUUUUUUGAUGUUUCCACGGUCAUUCAGUGAAAAUCUAACUGUGCCUUGAGGACAGUCUAAGCUGUGGGACACUAUGGCUUCAUGUUGGUGCAAUGUGAUGUUUGAAGUAUUACGACUUUUGAUCACUGGGGAUCAAGGUGGAAUUAAAGCUGAUUCCAUUACACUGCUCGUUAGUUAUUUUAAGCCGCAGAUUAAUUUGACACUUGCCUGUUGUACAGACAUGACGUUUGGGGCCUGAGACAGGUCCUGCUUCCUCACUGGACAAGACAUACAGUCUGUCCACGAGGCAGGCUGAGUUGUGUGGUUUGCACUAUUACACUUAUUUUUUAUUUUCAGUUACUUU
Messenger RNA from Stegastes partitus (bicolor damselfish), 2906 nucleotides. It is a transcript of the gene hspa5, whose product is annotated as heat shock protein 5. Gene Ontology annotation, molecular function: ATP-dependent protein folding chaperone; ATP binding. Lineage: Eukaryota; Metazoa; Chordata; Actinopteri; Pomacentridae. The transcript has 8 exons. The coding region runs from base 1 to 1965 and encodes 654 amino acids. The record is from RefSeq and is a predicted model, not a curated record.